This is a messenger RNA of Oncorhynchus gorbuscha (pink salmon), 1089 nucleotides long. Its product is annotated as olfactory receptor 14I1-like. Gene Ontology annotation, molecular function: G protein-coupled receptor activity. Gene Ontology annotation, biological process: G protein-coupled receptor signaling pathway. The transcript is spliced from 2 exons. The coding region runs from base 1 to 1089 and encodes 362 amino acids. Gene Ontology annotation, cellular component: membrane. Lineage: Eukaryota; Metazoa; Chordata; Actinopteri; Salmoniformes; Salmonidae. The record is from RefSeq and is a predicted model, not a curated record.
AUGGCUCAUAAGUUCAUCAUGAAUUCCACUCAGGUGUUCAACCCCACGGGUCCAUGCGUUGCUUAUACUUUUGAGAACGGAACGGAAGAUGACAACUUGGACCUAGGAGGCUGCCUCUUUUUGUUCAUAAUGCCAUUUGAUGCAGUCGUGAAUGUGCUGGUUUUUGUGUUCUUGAUGCUCACAAUCCUGUCUUUGGCUGUGAACGGAUUCACUUGGUUGGGACUGGGACGCUCGGAGGACCUAUCUUGGGAGCCACGCUACACCCUGCUGAAGAACUUGAUUCUGAGUGACAUGGUGCAAACCAUCAAUGUGGGCCCCUUUGUGACCCAGUGCUUACUGCAGAGAAGCACAAUGAACUUUAACACCUUGUGCCUCCUCCAGUAUUUCACCGGCAGCGUCUGCAUCUUCAGCACCCUCAUCACCAUCACCUGCAUGGCCAUUGAGCGAUACCUGUAUGUGUGCCAUGCCAUCCACUACCUGUCCAUCCUCACCCCUCUGCGCCUGCGCCUCACCGUCGGCCUCACCUGGGUCUUGUCCAUCAGCGUUGGCUGCGUUAACUUCACCCUGCUACACCAGGGGAAGGGGAUGGAACGCCACAUGGGUUUCCCCAGGGCAGCGGCUAUCACCCGCAAGCUGGUGGGCUUCAUCUUCACCCUGCUCUGCCUCCUCAGCUACUGCUUUGCCUAUGUACGGAUGUACCAGGACGCCCGCAACGCUGUGGUGCCCUUCAACACGGUGAACACUCGGGCGCGCAACACUGUGCUUUUCUACUGUGGGAUGUUGUUCCUGCAGCUACUCCCUAUAUUCCUCAAGAUCACCUCGGAUGCUCUGUGGGAGCUGGAGGGCACAGGGGCCAUGAUGACCGCCCUCUCCGGGGCUGGGACCUCGCUGUCCGCUGGAACUCUGCACAUCUCCCUCCUGAUCCUCAUCAUGGUGCCUCCCUGCAUCAACCCACUUAUCUUUGGCAUUCGCAAUUGGGAGGUACGUCAGGCGCUGUUCAGACUCUUCCUCUGGAAGGGCAAACGCCCUGAUCUGGAGCUGGAGAGGACGUGGGUGAGGUCACAGCACAGGGCAGGUGUGUUGGAAUGA